AUGCAUACCAAGGAGCAGAUGUUGGACUUACUAGUGUUGGAGCAGUUCCUGACCAUCCUACCUGAGGAGCUCCAGGCCUGGGUGCAGAAGCAUCAUCCUGAGAGUGGGGAGGAGGCAGUGGCUAUGCUGGAGGAUCUUGAGAGGGAGCUGGAUGAACCAGGACAGCAGGUUUCAGCUGAGCCCUGUGCACUGGAAGUGCUUUCUGAGACAUCAGUCCCAUCAGUGCCAGCUAAGGAAGCAAGACAUCUCCGGCUUCAACCCCUGAAGACCCAGCUUAAGAGGAAAUCUCAGAACCAAUACCAUCAGUAUUGUGAUGAUACAAUCAAAACUGAUGAAAGGAAGUUGACUCAAAAGCAAGAACUUACUGUAGAUGUGGAAUCCCAAGAAAAGAUACCUGGCCAAGCCAAUAGACAGAGUGCUGAAUGUGGAGAGACCUGGGAACAUGAAAUAUGGUUGGAAAGACAUCAGAGAAACACUUCAACUGAGAGACUACAUAAGUGUGAUGAAUGUGGGAAAAGGUUCACUCAAAAGUCAAGCCUCAUUAGACAUAAGAGGAUCCAUACUGGAGAGAGACCUUUUUCUUGUAAUAAAUGUGGCAAAGCUUUCAUACAAAGCUCACAACUUAUUGACCAUCAGAGAAUGCACAACCAAUUAAAACCCUACCAGUGUGAUGAGUGUGGCAAAGCCUUUUUUUACAGUUCACACCUUGUUCAGCAUCAAAGGACCCACACUGGAGAGAAACCUUUCCAAUGCAAUGAGUGUGGGAAAGCUUUUCAUUACAGCUCAGGCCUUAUUAGACACCAGAGGACCCACACUGGAGAGAAACCAUACCAGUGUAAUGACUGUGGGAAAGCCUUCUGCUUGAGCUCACAUCUGAUACAACAUCAGAGAGUUCAUACUGGAGAGAAGCCAUACCAGUGCAGUGAAUGUGGGAAAAGCUUCAGUCAGUGUUCAGGCCUCUUUCAUCAUCAGAGAAUUCAUAGUGGGGAGAAACCCUAUGAAUGUGAUGAGUGUGGAAAGGCCUUCAGUCAUAGUUCAGCUCUUUUUGGACACCAGCGAAUCCAUAGCAGAGAGAGGCCCUAUGAGUGUGACAUGUGUGGGAAAGCUUUCAGUUACAGCUCACAUCUUCUGGGACACCGAAGAAUCCACAGUGGAGAGAAGCCCUAUGAAUGCAAUGUGUGUGGAAAAGCCUUCCGGCGGAGCUCACACCUCAUUGUACAUCAGCGAAUCCACACUGGAAAAAAGCCCUGGUGA
Messenger RNA from Orycteropus afer afer, 1254 nucleotides. Its product is annotated as zinc finger protein 501-like. NCBI's taxonomy places the organism in Eukaryota, Metazoa, Chordata, Mammalia, Tubulidentata, Orycteropodidae. The record is from RefSeq and is a predicted model, not a curated record. Gene Ontology annotation, biological process: regulation of transcription by RNA polymerase II. The coding region runs from base 1 to 1254 and encodes 417 amino acids. Gene Ontology annotation, molecular function: RNA polymerase II transcription regulatory region sequence-specific DNA binding; DNA-binding transcription factor activity, RNA polymerase II-specific. The transcript is spliced from 3 exons. Gene Ontology annotation, cellular component: nucleus.